CCCUCCACCAUCACCAUGGCCCCAAUCAAAGUCAAGAUCAGCGACCUACCAGCAUGUCACGAGCUAACCUCGAUCACGCUUACUUUCUAUUCUGAAGUUGUCAGUCUAUCGCAAGACGCGAACGGGAAGCACUCUCGUCAGGUGUAUUCCAUUCAUCUUCAACACUCCUUACGGUCCAGCCUUUGAGGGACAGCUUUGACCGCCGAUUUCAGACUCGUGACAACUGGUUAGAUGGCGUGGUUCAGCAAUCAAUGGUCGCGACUACAAAAUGCGGUCAACGACACGUUUGAUCCCAUAGGCGACGGCACAUUCUCACCUCAUGCUCAGCACAAUGAUCCAGGUCAAGCCUCGGCUAGUGGGAUCGCUGGUGGCAGCUCGGGCAGGACUCCGUUUGGCAGAGCGAACUCUGGCACUACGGAUGGGGCACCUAUCAAGCACAUCAAUGUAGCGUGGGGCAAGCAAAGGUUAUCCAUCAACCUGCCACCAAGCCCACCACCAACGCUGGGCAUUCUCAAGGCGCACAUCGCCACUCAAACAUUCGUACCCUACGACAACAUCAAGCUGAUAUCGUCGGGGUUCAUUCUUCGUGACGACCGAGCCGCCUUAACCUCUUUUGGCCUCAAAGAUGGAUCCAAGCUGACCCUGGUAGGCUCGACAGACGGACCUCCUCCCAUCGGAGAUCGACCGGGUGGGAAAGCGCCUCCUCCACCUCCCCCAAAAGAAGAGCAAGAACCGGAGAGCGAAUCUUCGUUGAUUUCUCGCAUAGAGACGAUCCUGAACGGGGUGAGGAGGGACUUGGGACCGGAUAUAGAGGCUUUCUGUGCAGGUUCGCAGCCGCCUACUUCUCCUGCCGAGAGCAGAUCCAAGACGCAAAAAAGAUUGAGCGAGUUGCUCCUGAGGGCUUUGUUGGCUUUGGACAGCGUCGCUGUCACUGGGGAAGAGAGCAGGUUGAAGAGAAAGGAAGCUGUGAAAGAGGUUCAGUCUAGAUUGGACGAAGUGGACAGGGCAUGGGCCGAGAGCAAGAUGGCCGAGAUGGAGAAGAGCAAGGAGGCAUAGAUUGUGCUCCGAAGUCGAAUUCAUCUCUGCUACUACUGCCGUUCCUGACCCACGAGUAUGAAGCUCGGCUUUCCACAACAUCACGGGCCCACAAGCUGCUCUUGCGUCUUUCAGACAGGGAGACAAGUGUCGAGUUAUGUUGCUCUAUCGAGAAUUCAAGCAUGUUUCUUGGACAUCUAUCACCACGCUUGUGAUAGCAGGGGCAAGGUGGGUAAUUGAAGUGACUUUGAAAGGAGCGUGCGAAGAGGGAGUGCACUUCUUGGGCUUCAAAGUUUUCUCUGCCUACGACGGGGCACAAUCAUGGAUUAUCAUUGUUCGUAUAGCGAAGGCCUCGGUCUGACACUAAUCGUCGCGCG
Ceraceosorus guamensis is the source of this 1412-nucleotide messenger RNA. RefSeq lists its product as hypothetical. The record is from RefSeq and is a predicted model, not a curated record. The annotation marks the transcript as partial. Gene Ontology annotation, biological process: protein stabilization. Gene Ontology annotation, cellular component: cytosol; cytoplasm; membrane. NCBI's taxonomy places the organism in Eukaryota, Fungi, Basidiomycota, Exobasidiomycetes, Ceraceosorales, Ceraceosoraceae. Gene Ontology annotation, molecular function: protein-folding chaperone binding; adenyl-nucleotide exchange factor activity. The transcript has 2 exons.